UAGGUUUUGUAAAAUAAGUCGACUUUUCCUCCCGUCGAUGUCCGUCCAUCACACAAUGGAAGAAUUCAAAAGUAUUCGGCCUCGUUUUCCCCGGAGAACGCUAUGUUAAUGAGCUCCUGUCGUUCUUCACCGGCUCCGCCUUCCGUGACCGCCGCCUCGGAGGGGGAGAAAGCGUCCGUCGCCAUAAAAGGAAAAUACUCACGCAUGCGCGCUGGUAGGAGUUUUGUUUGAAGUGAAGUGGCUGCUUGGAAGUGCUCGCCAAAUCAAUCCGGUCCCAUUAUUUCCUUGCACUUCCUCGCCUCGAUGCAUCGCGGAGACCAUGUUAGGCCACCACUAUCCCAACGUUGACAAGUCGCAACAACUGGCAAACUACGUGGAAGAUUAUCUGGAAUGCGUGGAGUCCCUGCCUUUGGACAUACAAAGAAAUGUUUCUGUGCUCCGGGAAAUCGACGCCAAGUACCAAGAAGUGCUGAAAGAGGUGGACGAAGUCUUCGAGAAGUACAAGGCGGAGCAGGACGGGGGCCAGCGAAAGCGCCUGCAGGUCCAGCUGCAACGGGCGCUCAUCGUCAGCCAGGAGCUGGGCGACGAGAAGAUUCACGUGGUGACCCAGAUGACAGAGUUGGUGGAGAACCGCUCGCGCCAGAUGGACUCUCAUUCCCUGUGCCUCCAAGAACCCCGCGAGCCCGAAAGGCCGGCGACGGAGCGCCGCGCUAAUGUCCAGGAGCCGCCCGCCGGCGCCUCCGCCGGCGCGGCGGCGACGGCCGCCGGUGCUGACCGCGCCUCGGCCCGUCGCCCGCGACGCCAGCGCAACAGCGAGAGCCGAGACUCCGGCCACCCGUCGGCCAACGGUUCGGCGGCGGACGACGCCGCGGACGAGCCGCCCGUCCCGCUUCCCAGAGAGAAGUCCAAGUCUAAGUCCACCAAGAAAAAGAAGCGCAAGUCCAAGCAGGAGCGAGACGCUUCGCCGGUGGACUUUGCCAUCGACCCCAACGAGCCCACCUACUGUUUGUGCGAGCAGGUGUCUUACGGCGAAAUGAUCGGUUGCGACAACGACCAGUGCCCCAUCGAGUGGUUCCACUUCUCCUGCGUGGGUCUGACCUACAAACCCAAGGGCAAGUGGUACUGUCCCAAAUGCAGGGGGGACAACGAAAAGACCAUGGACAAAAGUCUGGACAAGAACAGAAAAGACCGCCGUUCCAGGUAGUGAGCCACCUGCCGAUGGGUCGAUAAGAGCACAAUCCGUCGAAAGCCGCUUGCAGCGCUGUCACACGUUCAUCUUGUUUUAGUGAGAACUUUAUUUUUGAUGUAUCAAAAAAGCAAAUAAAUACAAGUAAAGCA
Messenger RNA from Corythoichthys intestinalis (scribbled pipefish), 1338 nucleotides. RefSeq names its product inhibitor of growth family, member 2 (gene ing2). The transcript has 2 exons. Bases 320 to 1204 code for a protein of 294 amino acids. The record is from RefSeq and is a predicted model, not a curated record. NCBI's taxonomy places the organism in Eukaryota, Metazoa, Chordata, Actinopteri, Syngnathiformes, Syngnathidae. Gene Ontology annotation, biological process: positive regulation of DNA-templated transcription. Gene Ontology annotation, cellular component: nucleus.